Trypanosoma theileri is the source of this 1416-nucleotide messenger RNA. Its product is annotated as gamma-glutamyl phosphate reductase-like protein. Gene Ontology annotation, molecular function: NADP binding; glutamate-5-semialdehyde dehydrogenase (NADP+) activity. The record is from RefSeq and is a predicted model, not a curated record. Bases 1 to 1416 code for a protein of 471 amino acids. The transcript has a single exon. Lineage: Eukaryota; Euglenozoa; Kinetoplastea; Trypanosomatida; Trypanosomatidae.
AUGCGUUGUACUUUUCUUUGGAGAACACAAAGUGUUUUGCGUGGCGUACGAGCGGCUACUGAGGUUAAAAGCGUGCUCAGAUCUUUGCCAUAUGAGCGGAGACUGGGCUUCUUGCGUGCACUUCAUAGUGAUGUCUUAAAUCAUGAAGAACAAAUUAUGGCAGCGAAUCGUUUAGACUGUAGUGCGUUCGCACAACAACAACAUAAUGUCGUCUCACCACGCCCUUCGUUUGGUAAAAGUUCAUCAUCUUUCUCUGUUGACGAGAGUAUUAAAAAUAAAUGGUGCGAACCUUCGUACAAUAGUACUCAUAGUGAAGAUCGCACGGAGCUAUCACCAUUGCGUAUCAAGAAACUCUUGGCGGGGAUAGAGGGUCUAAUGCGUUUUCCUGAUCCAAUCAGUACGUCCUCUACGGAUGUUAAAAUAACACAGGAAACAUGUUCAUCUUGUCAACUCGCUGUACAAGAUGUGCCUGUGCCACUGGGUGUUGUAGGUGUUCUCUCACGUUACCGUCCAAGGAUGACGUUAGAUGCUGUGGCGAUGUGCAUUCAGUCCGGUAACGCUGUUAUCAUUGACGGAGGUGCUUCAGUUAUGAAUACUAACGGAGCAAUAAUGGCAAGUGUACGGCGUGCAUUGAUAGCUGCUGACAUUCCUGUUGCUGCAGUCGUUUUUGUGGAAGCGAAUGAGACGGAAAACGAUGUUACAGCUGAGUGGUUACAAGCUUCUGAUUCUGUUGACCUCGGUAUUGUUUGUGGAAAUAGCAAACUCUACCACUACGCAUGUCAGCGAGCAGCAAUACCCCUCAUUAGGGCAUCUGGUCGUGCCUGUAGCCUGUAUGUGGAUAAAAGUGCCGACUACGAAACAGCGCUACGGGUUGUGUUGAAUGCUAAGUUUCAGCGACCCAACGCUACCAACGCCGUAAACACACUCAUACUACACGAAUCGUAUCCUCGCAUUCAGGAACUGCUACAUACACUUAAUUCACAAGGAGUUUUAUUGCUGGGUGACACGGCAGCUAAGAAACUAGCAUCUUCUUGUAUUGACAUAUUAGCAUCGGAGGAGGUAUACAAUGGCCUUACGGAGGGAUUAGCGGACUUUCAUCGUGUACUCUGCGUAAAGGUGGUACGCGAUCUGCGUUCUGCUAUAUACUUUCUCGAUCUCUUUGGGUCAGGACAGUCCGAUGGCAUCAUCGCAACAGACGAGAGUGCUAUUCGUGAGUAUUGCGAUCUAGUGGACACUGCGGUGGUGCUCGUUAAUGCUUCCACACGACUUUCUAGCGGAACGGCACUUGGACGUGGCGCAGAUCUUGCAAUUGCGACAUCAAAGGUGCACGCGCGAGGUCCCUUGACACUUGCCGUAUUGACAACAAAAAAGAUUGUGGUACGUUCCAUGAACCCUGAGGGUGCAUUGCGUCAAUAG